AUGGCCAAUGCUCGUACGAAGCAGCAAUUUCUCUACUGGAAGAAACACGCUCAGCUCCUAGGGCGCGACGUGACUGAAGUGGCUCCGGUUGUCGCUAAGCUGCCCCCCGACGCCGUCGCUCUUCCACAUCCGGCGGCAGUCCGUCAAACAAUUGAACCAGGCCCGGUGAAGUCGAUGGCUACGUCGGUGACCAAAAUGAACCUAGAGGUGAUGGGGCCCGGUGAUUUGAGAUCGGUCAUUUCGCACCAUAGUCGCGUAUCGACCGUGGUCAGCCCUCAAGGAGAGGAUCUGACCUGCCCCCCGGCACCGAGCCAUCUCUCUGGCCACAAGUACUUUCCAUGUCCUUACUGCGGUAUCAUAUGUCCAGAGAGAGACCUCUGUCGAGACGACUGGUCCAUGAAAACCUGA
Messenger RNA from Pseudomassariella vexata, 408 nucleotides. RefSeq lists its product as uncharacterized. The record is from RefSeq and is a predicted model, not a curated record. The transcript has a single exon. NCBI's taxonomy places the organism in Eukaryota, Fungi, Ascomycota, Sordariomycetes, Amphisphaeriales, Pseudomassariaceae. Bases 1 to 408 code for a protein of 135 amino acids.